AUGUGUUUAAGGUCCUGCAGCUCCAGCGAGAGGAGGAACUCCUACAGCAGGAGCCUCCUUUUAAACAGAGCAACUCCAAGCAGUGUGACGCCCCGUUUGCUGCUGGUAGACCUUUUAUCUUCCUGUUCGCCCGCCCUCACCCCUCGCGGCCCCCKGCCAUGCCCACACUGCCUGAGGAAGAGGAGGACUCUCCUGAGGAUAUGGACAGCUCCUCCAGCUCUCCCAGUACAUCCAUACCAGCAGGUGAAAGCCAGGCUGCCAUAAUGACCACCCCCACCAUCAUUUACCCACAGCAGGCUGUUAUCAUCCAUCAAGAGGGGCGCCCUCUGGAUCAAAACAGACCACACAGCCCCAGAGCCCGCCAGGCCAGAAACUCCACCGGAGGACCCAUCACUACAGUCGACAGCACCGGGAACGUGAUUGACCUGCUGAAAGACCAGCUGCCAGAGCUUCAGCUCUCUGAAGAGGAUCGACAGAAGAACCUGGAGCUGCUGGAUCAGGCAAAGAAGGCCAGCGACCGUUUCCUCACCCGCCGCGGACGCCGUUCCACCAGCAGCCUCAACGACUCACCCACAGGUCUGUCUCCAACUCCAACACCCUCAUCCUCACCGUGUUCAUCAAGAAGCAGCUCUUUAAUCGCGGCCCCUCAAACUGGAACCUCAGAAGCAGCUCAUAUCAGCUCACAGUCACUUAGUCAGCAUCUGGAGGUGCCUGCAGUGAAGAAGCAGCCUGAUUUAACCACCCAGGAGCAGGAGGAUGAGGUGUUGGUGGACUGGAAGCCCAUCGAAAAAAGAAAAGUGUCCUCUGGAAAACUCACACCCAGGUUUGCUGUUCAGAAGGAAAGCAGUGAUCUUGCUGGAUCUAAGGGUCCGCAGACCGCCAAUAAAGCAGAUGAGGUUUCAGGUCGGAACCAAAACCUGGCCCCAGCCACAGGGGUGGCCAAGCCUGUCCCUAGACCUCCCACUCAGCAGGCCCCCUGCACAGCAGAGAUCAAAACCAUCGGGGCCUUUCCUCCACUGAUGAGAGCUGUUUCAUGGGACGCUGUCAGCAGCCUUAAUUCAAGAACUGGAGGUCAGAGUUUCCCACCUCCAGUCGAGGAAACGUUUUCAGAAAAAACAAGAGAAGGUGUGUUCAAGUCCCAGGGGUACAAGGACUUCCCCUCCCCACCAGGGAGUAAACUGUCUAAAAUUAGAGAGGAGCACAAGUUGAUAAGAAACCAAUGUAUAGGCGGAUCCAAGCUGCCAGACUUGAGCGAAGCUGCUGAACAGGAAAAAGGAUCUUCACCAUCUUCAUCAUCAAUAACUGCAGAGGAGAUGAAAGAGAAGUCUGAUGCUUUGCCAAAUAUUUCUGACGUAAUGCUCCGGAAACUCAAACUUCACCGGGGUUUACCAGGCUGUGCACCUUCACUUACUGAAAAAGAAGUUGAGAAUGCGUUUAUCCAGCUGUCACUAGCGUUUCGUAACGACAACUACACUCUGGAGACGAGACUCAAACAAGCAGAGAGGGAGAGGAACCUGACUGAAGAAGACACCGAGAAGGAACUGGAGGAGUUCAAAGGAUCACUGAAGAUGACAGCACCGCAGUGGCAGAACCUGGAGCAGCGUGAAGCCUACCAGCGCCUCAUCGAGACGGUGGCGGUGCUGUACCGACUCACCACUCGGCUCUCCAGCAGAGCGGAGAUCGURGGAUCAGUUCGACAGGAGAAACGUAUGAACAAAGCCACUGAGGUCAUGAUGCAAUAUGUGGAAAAUCUGAAGAGGACGUACGAGAAGGACCACGCAGAGCUGAUGGAGUUUAAGAAACUGGCCAACCAGAACUCAAAUCGCUGUUAUGGCGCCUCUGGAGAACCUGGAGAUGAUGGGGUUCCACGGUCAUCAAGAUCAAUGUCCAUCACCCUUGGAAAAGCUUUGCCCAGGCGAAGGGUGAGCGUAGCCGUGGUGCCCAAGUUUAACCUCCUCAACAUCCCGGGUCAGAGCCCAAACGCUGCCGGUCCAGGCUCAGCAGCAGGAUCCGCAGCAGGUCCUGCUCUUCCUGUCCUGUGUGAAGCAAAUGAUGUGAAAAGCAGCUCGUCCUCGGAAGCAGCACAACCACCAGCUGAGUGUGGAAAGAGUGUGCCGGAGCAGGAAAGCGAACAAGCCAAACCUUCAGUAAACUUGGAGGAAAUCAGAGCCGAGAUCAAGGCAAAGAUCGAAGAGGAAGCUUACAAUAAAGGCUACCAAGAUGGACUAAAGCAAAGCAAAGCACUUCUUGAGGAGAAAAGUGAGGAUGAGAGCGAUGCAGAGAAACUGCUGGAACUGAAACAUAAGGAUGAAGAAAGUGGAAUAAGGUAUAAAAGCAGCAGGAGGAUUUCAGAGAUCCUGGCUCUUCUCAAUCAGAUCUGCCCCAAGAUCUCAGUGACUCGGCGUCUUCUUUGGAUCUUCCUGAUGCUGUUUGUGGUGAUGUGUGUGGUUAUCAGUAUUUUCACCUUCUUCAGUGACUACUACAACCGGCGUGACGACACGUAAGAUACCUGAGACUUUUUAUCAACCUUGGCAGAGAUCCUUGGACUAAACGAACAACCAAAGAACAUCACAACAAAGGAGCUAAAACCACCGAUCUUUGUCUCGUUGCCGUAAAAAUCACACCCGGACUCACUUGAAUGGGAUGAACCUGAAGCCCGAGGGUUCAGAMGUGUUUUUGGGAGGUUACAUGGAUGAUACUGCUUUAAUGGUCAAUGGGAUUAAGUUAUAAUUUUAUUAUGAAAGAAACAAUGACUGUUUAUUGCAGCGAAUAAGAAAGUUUAGGUUUAGGGACCAAUGAUAUAGUGUAAUUAAACAUAUAUUUAAUCAAUCUAGUUGCAUUUGUAACAAUACAUUCUGUUACUUUGAAGGAUGAUUGUGAUACUUUUAUUUAAAUACCACAGAAAAACUGUAUAUUUGUUGAGAUACGUAACCUGUUUAAGAUAAUAUUACAAAACAAAACCCUCAAAAGGUUUUAAAAUCCUAUUUAAAAGAUUGUUUUGGUACAUUUAUUGCUAUAAAGUAUUUUUAAAUUUUAGACAAAAGCACAAAAAGUAGUUUCUUAAGUGCAAUAUUUUGCAGUUGAUGGUUUGUGUUUGUUAUUUUGGACUCGGCGCACGGGCAGAUUGAUUUUUUUUUUUAUGAGCACUUUUUAAAUGAUUUGAGGCAAAUGUUUUGUCAUCAAAUCCUAUUUGAGUGCCUGUUUUAAUUGCUGUUCGGAUGUAAUGCUUGUUUCACUUCACCUUUAAAUGAAAGGUGCUUGAGGAUAUUCUGCAGGUUAUAGAUUUAUUAAACUUAAAUCAAGUUUAAUCAAAUAUUAUUAGUAGUACAACUCUCCUCAAAUCAUAGUUAAAGAAAUGCAAUUAUUUCAGCCUUUAAGGAAAGUUGUUUGGAUUCACAUUAAAAAUAAUGAUUUGAUGGAUA
This is a messenger RNA of Austrofundulus limnaeus, 3422 nucleotides long. It is a transcript of the gene mrvi1, whose product is annotated as murine retrovirus integration site 1 homolog. The record is from RefSeq and is a predicted model, not a curated record. NCBI's taxonomy places the organism in Eukaryota, Metazoa, Chordata, Actinopteri, Cyprinodontiformes, Rivulidae. The coding region runs from base 159 to 2504 and encodes 781 amino acids. The transcript has 20 exons.